AUGGAAACUGAACUCUCCCCGGAGUUAGAAAUGGUUCGUAAGGCGGCACUGGAUGUUUUGAAGAACACCUACAGCCCCUACAGUAACUUCCCAGUCGGUGCUGCCGUGAUGGACAAGGAUGGGAAGGUCUACACUGGUGUGAAUAUUGAGAAUGCCUCAUUUCCUUGUGGUUGGUGCGCGGAAGUCAGCGCUUUCAGUAAUGCAAUCACUGCCGGUGCACGUGAAUUCGUAGCCAUGGCGGUGGCUGUGGAUCGGGAGGCAUUCAGUACACCUUGUGGUCGUUGCCGUCAAGUUAUCGUUGAGUUUUGCCAUGGAAAAAAUAUGCCACUUCUAUUGGUCAAUAAGAAAGGUGAAUCCAUGCUUACGAAGAUUGAAGAUAUUCAUCUCAUGGCCUUUGUUAAAGAUUGUAUGGACCAGUAA
This is a messenger RNA of Rodentolepis nana, 420 nucleotides long. NCBI's taxonomy places the organism in Eukaryota, Metazoa, Platyhelminthes, Cestoda, Cyclophyllidea, Hymenolepididae. The record is from the annotation of a GenBank genome assembly.